AUGGAGACUGUGUACAUGUAUCAACCUUUGGGUUAUCGAGAUCCUGAUCGGCCUAAUCAUGUAUGUUUGCUGCAGAAAUCUCUAUAUGGACUGAAACAAGCUCUGGGAGCUUGGAAUGAGCGAUUUGCUGAUUAUGUCCAUACCCUUGAGUUUUCUUACAAUAAGACCGAUCAUUCUUUGCUUAUUUAUCAUCGAGAUUCUUUUAUAGCUUAUUUUUUAUUAUAUGUCGACGAUAUUAUUUUAACUGCUUCCUCCGAUGAGCUUCGCCAGUCUAUCAUAUCACUUCUUAGCUCAGAAUUUUCUAUGAAGGAUUUGGCUGAGAUUAUUGACUGCGCUAGCAUGACCUCGUGUAAGCCAUCUCCUACUCCUGUUGAUACAAAGCCGAAGCUUAGGGCUACUAUAAGCACACCAUUUGCGGACCCAUCACUUUAUCGGAGUCUUGCUGGGGUAUGCUUAUUUAUGCAUGACCCAUGGGAUGAGCACAUGAACGCUCUCAAGCGCAUCAUGCGCUACCUACAAGGUACUUUGGAUUAUGGUCUUCACCUUUAUCCCUCUUCCACAACCACUUUUGUCUCCUAUAAUGAUGUUGAUUGGGGUGGGUGCCCUGAUACACGACGUUCAGCUUCGGGUUAUUGUGUCUUUAUGGGUGAUAACUUGAUCUCAUGGUCCGCCAAACGUCAAGCUACUUUAUCCCGUUCGAGUGUAAAAGCAGAAUACCGAGGGAUUUCCAAUGUGAUUUUUGAAUCGUGUUGGUUGCGAAACUUGCUUUUGGAACUUCAUUGUCCUAUUCCAUGGGCUACUUUGGUUUACUGUGAUAAUGUUAGUGCCAUUUAUCUGGUUGGUAAUCCUUCUCAAACAAAUGCUUAUUGGUUGUGUUUGAGAAGUGCAUUUGUUUUCGUAAUUAUCUCAUAUUCACAAUCUGCUGGUCUGAUUCAAUUAGAUUCAUGUUUUGUGAGAUAA
Messenger RNA from Solanum dulcamara, 960 nucleotides. RefSeq lists its product as uncharacterized. The transcript is spliced from 3 exons. The record is from RefSeq and is a predicted model, not a curated record. The coding region runs from base 1 to 960 and encodes 319 amino acids. Lineage: Eukaryota; Viridiplantae; Streptophyta; Magnoliopsida; Solanales; Solanaceae.